GGCGCUGGAGGCUCAACACGAGCCACUGGUGACGUUGGCUAAUCCUUUUCACUUUUGCUCUCAGACAUGAAAGAGUCCACAGAAGAGACACAAGAUGCCUCAGGAGCAGGACACUCUCUGCUAUAAAAUAAGAGAAGGACUGACUAAAUGGAGGGAUAUUUUCACAUGGCAACUGUUUAAAACUCUGCUGAUGGGACAAGGCCUCUCAGCACUGAUCUGUGGGACUGCUGUAACAUCUCAGUAUCUGGCGUCCGUUUACUAUCUGAGUACAGCCAUGCUGCAGAGCUUCAUUAAUUACACCCUUCUGGGCAUCACUUACACCAUUGCACUGAUCUUCAGACGAGGUGAUGGCAAUAUUUUGCAGAUAUUAAAGACAAAAUGGUGGAAGUAUCUAUUGUUAGGACUGACAGAUGUGGAGGCAAAUUACGCAGUGGUGAAAGCAUAUCAGUACACCACAUUAACCAGCAUACAGCUGCUGGACUGCUUUAUUAUCCCGGUUUUGAUGAUCUUGUCCUGGUUCUUCCUGAAGACCCGCUAUAGGAUCAUUCACUACGUAGCUGUAUGUCUUUGUCUGGCUGGGGUGGGAGCCAUGGUGGGAGCGGACAUCCUCGCUGGCCAGGACCAGGGAUCUUCAAGUGACAUUCUCCUCGGUGACGGUCUGGUUCUAGUCAGUGCCACUCUGUAUGCCAUCUCUAACGUGUGCCAGGAAUACACAGUGAAGAAUCUGAGCAGGGUGGAGUUUUUGGGCAUGGUCGGUCUCUUCGGGUCAAUCAUCAGUGCAAUACAACUAGGGAUUCUUGAACAUAAUGAAGUGUCUAAAAUUCAGUGGACGUGGGAAAUUGCUCUUAUCCUGGCUGGAUAUGCGCUCUGCAUGUACGGCUUCUAUAGCUUCAUGCCUGUGGUGAUAAAGAUGAGCAGUGCCACAGCGGUAAAUCUUUCCUUACUCACUGGAGACCUCUUCAGCCUGUUUUGUGGGCUCUUUUUGUUCCAAUACACUUUCUCAGGACUGUAUAUUGUGUCAUUGGUGGUGAUCCUCGUUGGUUUCAUGAUGUUUAACACCGUCCCUACCCUGAACCGAGCUCUUGCCCCGGCAUCUGAUGAGGAAGGCUGUGACAAUCACGCCGCUGAGUUUGAUAACGACAGCACUCAAGGCUGUGUGGAUGAGAUAACCUGUGCACAAUCAGAGCAAGAUCAAAUCAAGAGCCAAGUGAAUCAAAGGCAGUCAUCAUGUGUCGUCAUAAACAGUGUUAAAAUGUAGUUUUGUUAACUCCAUGUUAAA
Molecule: messenger RNA, 1279 nt
Organism: Sinocyclocheilus anshuiensis
Lineage: Eukaryota; Metazoa; Chordata; Actinopteri; Cypriniformes; Cyprinidae
Gene: slc35f2l
Product: info solute carrier family 35 member F2, like
Exons: 9
Coding region: 95-1258 (387 amino acids)
Biological process (GO): transmembrane transport
Cellular component (GO): membrane
Molecular function (GO): transmembrane transporter activity
Source: RefSeq, a predicted model, not a curated record